UUUUUUUUCUUUUUCACUUUUUUCCUUUAUACUUUUUUUUUUCUUAAAAAGAAAGAAGCCCAAUUCUACAUACAUAAAACAUGACAUACCCACCAUACGACGCAUACUUGUCAAGCCUUGAUUCUCUUGUGUUUGAUUCACCCAGUGAAGCCAUUCAAUCUGAAAAAGAUGUUGCAGAUGAACUUGACUUAUGGAGUAACGCACAAUUUACAUUUGAUGUUAAACCUGGAGUGGGUAUCUAUGACGAAGAAAAGAAGAAGAGUCCAAGCAUUAAUGCCUGCGAAUUCGAAUCUGCUUCUGGUUUAGACCCCGAGACUUACGAUACACUUGUCAACUACCUUGACUAUGAGUUACCAAGACAACAACAAGUUAAAUUAGAUCAAAAGCCUGCACCUAAACGUAUCCAACCACGUCCCUUGGCUCCUGCCCUACCUUUGGCCGCACCUGUGAUCGCUGCUCCUCCACGUCAAAUUUUGAUGCCCAAACCCCCUGUCAAUGCAUCCAUUUUAGCCUCCCUUUUGUCCGCUCCCAUUGCUGCUGCUGCGCCUAGUCCCGCUCCUGUGGUUGCUGCCACUGUUCCCACACCCAAGAAGUCCUCUGCUGGAUUAAAGCGUGCUUUAACUGUGGAAGAACAAGCAGAAGAUGAUGAAGAAGAACAAAACCAAACACCAGACGAAGAUAAGCGUCGUCGUAAUACCGCUGCCAGUGCACGAUUCCGUGUAAAGAAGAAGAUGAGAGAACAAGCCAUGGAGCAAUCGGUGCGUGAAAUGACUGUCAAGUCCGAUAGCUUGCAAGACAGAGUGAACAACUUGGAGACAGAAAUUAAGUUUCUUCGUAGUUUACUGCUUGACAAGGUAGCUGAGCAAAAGGCUUAAACAAACAAACAACAACAACAACCAAAAAAUUCAACAUUUUAAAUAUUUCAACAUAACAUUUAUCUCUCUAUAUAUUUCAACAUCUCAAAAAUACUUUCAACAUAUUUAUUUCCCCCCCUUCUCCUAACUAAUUCAACAUUAUAUCAUUUCUUUCUGUAUCAUAUUUUCAACAUUGAUUUGUACUCCCCCACCCUUUUUUCUGUAAUUUCAACAAUCUAUUUUUUUUUUCUCAUUUAUCAUCCAACAUUAUAAUCCCUUUUUACGUCUUUACUUUCUAAUUCAACAUUAGUAAACACACAUUCAACAUGCCCUUAUAUCACAAAAUAAAAUUAAUAAUUCCUUUUUCUU
Molecule: messenger RNA, 1223 nt
Organism: Mucor mucedo
Lineage: Eukaryota; Fungi; Mucoromycota; Mucoromycetes; Mucorales; Mucoraceae
Exons: 2
Coding region: 81-875 (264 amino acids)
Biological process (GO): regulation of transcription by RNA polymerase II
Cellular component (GO): nucleus
Molecular function (GO): RNA polymerase II transcription regulatory region sequence-specific DNA binding; DNA-binding transcription activator activity, RNA polymerase II-specific
Source: RefSeq, a predicted model, not a curated record